Pseudopodoces humilis (Tibetan ground-tit) is the source of this 753-nucleotide messenger RNA. It is a transcript of the gene ATRAID, whose product is annotated as all-trans retinoic acid induced differentiation factor. Gene Ontology annotation, biological process: positive regulation of osteoblast differentiation. The record is from RefSeq and is a predicted model, not a curated record. Lineage: Eukaryota; Metazoa; Chordata; Aves; Passeriformes; Paridae. Gene Ontology annotation, cellular component: intracellular membrane-bounded organelle.
AUGCUCGGGGCUGGCGGAGCCGUGGGCGGGUUGGCGCUGCUGCUGCUGCCGCUGCUGCUGCCCCGGGCCGCCCGCGGGACCGGGGUGUGCGGGCUCUGCCCGGGGCCGCCGCGGAACGGCUCCAUCGUGUCCCGGUUCUGUGAGUCCCGGGGCAACACUGAGACCGAUGGGCGCUGCUGCCGGGAGCGGGCUCCGUCCCCAGGGCGGCUUCUGGGGCUGGACCUGAGCAACUGCUCCCUGCACACUGUCCCCCCGGGGCUGGCCGAGGCCACUGAUGCCAUUGUCCUGGACUUGACUGAGAACCCCAUGACAGCUCUCCCCAAUGGUUCCUUCCUGGGCUUCAUCCACCUGCAGAGCCUCGCGGUGCCGCUGACACUGGAGUGUCCAGGCGGGAGUGACGCCUGGCAGGACGUGACAGUGGAUGGGAGCAGCCGGCUGUGCCAGGGACAGAGGAACCCCUGCAACAGCUCUGUGGAACUCGCCUGGCCAUGCCCUGAAAACUCUGUGUGUGCCCCUGACGGACCCGGCUUCACCCAAUGCCUCUGUGACAAUCCCUUCCAUGGUUACAAGUGCCUGCGUGAGGGAACAUUCCCGAUGCUUCUCUUUGGAGGAAUCCUGGGCACUGCCACUGUGUCCCUAUCGCUGCUGCUGUGGGGCACCCAGCGGAGGAAGGCCAAGACCCCCUGAGCAGGGCAGGGGGCCGUGCCUGGGCUGUAAGCUCUGAGGCCUGGGAGGCUCUCGGGAUCAAUAAAG